Molecule: messenger RNA, 871 nt
Organism: Bolinopsis microptera
Lineage: Eukaryota; Metazoa; Ctenophora; Tentaculata; Lobata; Bolinopsidae
Product: proteasome subunit alpha type-2-like
Exons: 5
Coding region: 45-746 (233 amino acids)
Biological process (GO): ubiquitin-dependent protein catabolic process; proteasomal protein catabolic process
Cellular component (GO): proteasome core complex; proteasome core complex, alpha-subunit complex
Source: RefSeq, a predicted model, not a curated record
GAACCAUUCUAUUACUCUACUAACGAACAUAUUCGUCUAGCACUAUGUCUGAAAGGUACAGCUUCAGUUUGACCACCUUCUCCCCCUCCGGGAAGCUAGUCCAGAUAGAAUAUGCUAUCGCAGCAGUUGCUGCUGGUGCUCCCUCGAUCGGCAUCAAGAGCAAAACUGGUGUGGUUUUAGCUGCCGAGAAGAAAACUAAGAGUAUCCUGUAUGAUGAUACCACCAUCACCAAGAUGGAGAUGAUAACUAAGCAUUGUGGUAUGACGUACAGUGGUAUGGGACCCGACUUCAGACUGUUGGUGCGCAAAGCCCGCAAGAUAGCACAGCAGUACUAUCUGCAGUUUGAUGAGGAGAUCCCUGUUUCUCAGCUGGUUCAGAGGCUUGCUAACGUUAUGCAGGAGUAUACUCAUUCUGGCGGAGUCCGACCUUUUGGAGUGUCACUGUUAGUUGCUGGGUUCGAUCAGGAUACACCAUAUCUCGUGCAGUGUGACCCCUCGGGGGCAUACUUCGCAUGGAAAGCUACUGCUAUGGGAAAGAACCAUGUAAACGGAAAAACAUUCCUUGAAAAAAGGUACAAUGCUGAUCUUGAGCUUGAAGAUGCAGUCCACACCGCUAUUCUAACUCUAAAAGAAGGGUUCGAGGGGCAGAUGACGGAGGAUAACAUUGAGAUUGGCAUAUGUACAUCAGAUGGAUUCAGAAAAUUAAACAGAACAGAAGUAAAAGACUACCUGGCUGCGUUGAAUUAAUAGAACUCCUGAGUAUUUUGGAGCUGGUAUCCAGUAUGAGUAGGGCAAAAGAACCCUUGUAGAAUCUGAAAUUGUAUUUGUAUGAUUUACAAUUAUUUGUAUUGGUUCAUUAGAAACUUAUAUAA